Molecule: messenger RNA, 7049 nt
Organism: Amphibalanus amphitrite
Lineage: Eukaryota; Metazoa; Arthropoda; Thecostraca; Balanomorpha; Balanidae
Exons: 30
Coding region: 403-5799 (1798 amino acids)
Source: RefSeq, a predicted model, not a curated record
GGCACAGAUAGUACAGAUAGCAUGUCUAUGGUUCGGUCCAAAUACAUUGAUAUGAAGACUUUAUUUCUUUAAAGUCUUCUUUUAAGUUUUAUUUCUAUGUCAAAAUAGUUCAAGUUUCUUAUAGGAUUCAUAGGUAUCUUGGGAUCAACACUGAAGAUGCUGAUGACGUCACAGCAAAGUAAAAUCUAUUAAUCAAUAGACUAAUUUCUAUAAUCUUGAGGGACACGCUUAUGGUGAAAAAAAUAACUGUAAAAAACCUAGGCCAUAACAACUUAUACGCGGCCUUGGGCCAUAACAGAGAGAGAGGGAAGAGAGGGAAGAGAGAGAAACACAGAGAGAAACACACAUAGCAUUAUUUUGAUUGGAAAUCACAACAAUUUUAAGAUACAUGUGAAGUUGAAUAUGAAGGAACUAGUACUAAAGGAAGAUGACGGAAUAUUUGAUGGUUCUUUCUCCCCCGACGAGUAUCACUACUACACCGAGCACAAAGAUGUUGUCCGAACGAUGUGGAAGGAACAAGGUCGUCUAUUUUGGCUCAACGCUAUCACCAAGUUUCGGAUCCAUAAUGUCAAACAUGGCAAUCUAUCGCCAUUCAACACAAUGGUCAGCAACGGGGCUUUGGACUAUCCGUUCAUUGUGAUCGCCAAGAAGAUGACCGGCUCGUUCGGCGAUGUGGAUGAGCUGCUCACCGACAUCAGCAUGGUCAUGCGGAACAUGCACCUGGCAGGCAACAUGCUGAAGCCUACUUGCGCUUUCGACCCGUUUAUCAACACGACGACACGCAACUCGUUCAGAAACCUGUUUGGACCACCCGACACGAAACUGAGGAUACUGAGGACCUUCAUCUUUGCCGAGACAUACUGCUGCUGGGGCGGCACGCUGAUCCGACUGCUGCCCGCCUGGAAGGUCUCGCCGCGGGUACGUCCCAGGCCGGCCCUGUGGUGUCCGCCGGCCAGCUACACCCAGCCGACGCCACUGCGUACCGGCGUGUUCGAACAGUACCUGCGCAACUCCUGUGGUGACGAGCUGGCCGACGUGUGCGGCGUGCCACCGCAGCGACUGGUCUGGUGGAAAUCGACGCGGCCGAACGGUGCCAUCACGUUGCCCCCGAUGGAGGAGUUCUCGGCGCUCUCCGUCGUGUUUGACUACCUGAUGGACCUGGCCGGAGACGUGGUGGAUGAGGGCGCGGGCGCCCGGACCGACGGCGCCAAGGCCCGGACGGCGCCCAAAGGCGUCUGGAAGGCGGCUGCCAACCUAGAGGGAAUCGCCACCGCCACCACCACCGAGAAAAAGAAACGGAAAAAGAAAAAGAAGGGGGAUAAGUCUACCUCGGAUGAGUCGGCCAAGGAUGAUGAGAAACCUGAAGUGGAUAAGGAUAAGACGGCAGCAGCCAAAACCGGUCCAGAUAAGGCAGGAGCGAACAAGGCAGGAGCCAAACCGAAGGCGCCGGUGCUGGAGCCGCCGCCGGCUGUGGUGCUGGCGCCGCCGACCUUCCCGCCGCUGCCGCGACCCGUGGUGGACGCCACGCUCGACUGGCACGAGUAUGUGACGGCCGUGGUGGGCACCAAGCGGCUGGUGCACAACCAGGUGCGCGGCGGAGAACUGCAGCUCGCCUGGGCCACCUACAUCAUGAAAGACUCGCACGAGAGCGAGUUGGGACACGUCAGUAUUGACCUGCGCGACAAGGUGAAGAGUCAACUGACGAAGAUGGUCAAUUAUUUGAAAAGUGCGAGGAAGGCGCUGGCUGUCAAGGGCAACAGCAGCACGAUCGCUCUGCGGCGGGAGCGGGACGAGCUGACCGCCCGCAUCAACACCUGCAACACCCUGCUGUCUGCCGUACUGACGCUACGGUACAACCCCGGCCCGGACCCGGUCGCCGACCUGAUCCGAAUCCGAGACUCCACCAAACACGAGCUGCAGGACCUGCUGCGCAUCUGCCCGCUCGUCUACCAGUACUCGGUGGCAGAGCACGUGUUUGGCUACUCGCGCAUUGUCUAUGUGGACCUGUCGCGCAUCCGGUAUCUGAUGCGGAAGGGUCUGGCUCUGGUAGGCUCCGCGCCGCCCAAGACCCAGGACGAGGCGAGCACGAUGACGAUGCUGGCCCUCGAGUGGUUUCCCGAGCUGAUGAUGCUGUCCAAAGAGUUGUUAGCCCACCUGGUGCGGCAGACAAUGCCGGGCACUGUGAUCGGCAGGCGCGUCAGAGACCGUGGAGCUUACACGUUCAACGAUGACGCCAAAGUGCUGCACGCCAAGCUCGCCGACCCAGUGACGUUCGCCGCCAUGAAGCGUGUGUUCGGAGAGAUCCGAGAUCUGACCUCCGGGAAGGACGGGGUGCUGCCGCCGCGGCCCGUGCAACUGAGGCCGCAGACCGGCCAGAGUGUCGUCGAUGUCUACUGGGCUCGGCUGGGCGCCAUGUUGUACGUCACAGACCUGCUCAGCGUCAUUCCCGUCUCGGCCGCGGCCAAUGCGUACACGCUGGCGUUCAAGUUCAGCUCUCUGGACAUACUCUUCGACUCGAUGAUCGAACUACAACUGGCCCAGUGGCGCUGGCUGUACCCACGAGCGGAGCUGGAGCUGCCGCGGCGCCCGGCAUUCAGCCGAGCUGCCAGCAGCCAGCUACUCAACGACUGUCUGAACCACGUGGACCUGGUGAUGAUGGGCACGCAGCGCCGGCUCGCCGCCCUCUACCAGAGGUUUAAAAACUGCAACUUUGGCAAAGGCGAGGGCAAGGGUGACAUGCUGUAUACCCACUGUCAUUUCCCCGAUGACACGUGCGACGUGAACGCCCACCAAAACCCGAUGCACUGCGCCGACUGUCUGCGACACGCCCGCGACAUGGCCAACCGGCGACUCGUGUGCGGCGUCACACACCUGAUUCGCGCCACGCUGUGGAGCGGCUGCGACCUCGGUAAGGUGUUUGAUAGCCUGCACAUCAUGCCCUGCUUCCUGGUGGCAGUCCAGGACUUUAAAGCCAGCCCGAGCAAGGAGCUGGCUGAUGCUAUGGAGAAGAUAUUUAUGGACAUUUUGAGGAUGGUUCGAACCGCAGACGACUACAUGACGUCCGACAUCAACCAGCUGAUAUGGAAGAUGUGCGAUUUCGGGCCCAACCAGCGGUCUUCGAUGCGUCAGCUGGGUCACCGCGAGGGCAGCAUACGCGAGGUGAUGCUGAUCGCCUGUGACGAGCUCGGCAAGAAGAUCUCUGAGAGAAUGAUGAACAGAGUGAUGCCGUAUCGGCCGCACGAGUACGAGCCGAUGCUGCAGAUGGCCGCCAAAGAGCUGCGCCUGGAGGAGGUCGAGUACGACUCCGGGUGGAUGGCGCAGGGGCCGCUGCCGCCGAUGCCGCCGCAGCGUCUCCAGCUGACGCCCACCUGGCCGGCGCUGCUGACCGGCGCGAACCAGGACACCCUCGACUGGCGCCGCUGUGUGGCCGACCCGGCCGGCGCCGUGCGCACGCUCAGUGUCAAAGGACGCCGCGCGCCCGACGAUAUGGCCAAGGAGGCGUGCACCCAGCGGACGGGUGGACCGGAGGCGACGGACGCCGCGUGCGCGCACGACCACGCCGGCAAGAUGCAGUGCUCCGUGCUAAAGACGCUCAGAGAUAUCAGGUUCGGCAUCCACGUGCUGCAGGGCUGCACCGAGCCGGGCGUCAUCAGCAUCCACGCCUCGAUGGUGAACGUGCUGCGCGAGUGCUGGCUGCCCUACCUGCUGAGCGUGGAUCGCGUGUUCCGCGGCCGGCCGGCCACCGACCCCCGCUACGCCCAGCACAAUGUCGUGCUCGCCGGCUGCCGCGCCUGGCUGGAGACCAACCUGACCAGCCUGUACAAGCAGCGCUCCAAAGUUGGAUCGGGCCGGAUGCUGCGUUUCGACCGAUCCUGGAUGAAGGCGGACGCCCUGCUCAAACCCGACAGCACGCUGUGCCGCACCGUCAGCUUCAGCCAGGCGUGCGACAUGCACCUGGACAUGAUGAAGCGGCUGAUGGACGUGCUCGUCCUGGUCCGCACCCGCCUGCCGCCCAUCGUGGAAAAGGGCUGCGAGGUCCACCCGGCUCCUCUGGAACUGCUGGAGCGGAUGGAGACGGGCGCCGUGCUCCUGCUGAAACCCUUCAUCGCCUACCGGGACGGCAAGCAGUCGCGCCACCUGGUGGACGUCUCUGAACUGGACCCGCAGGUGGCACUGGCGCUCGACAUCUACGGUUGGCUGGGACUCGUCAAGGGAAUGGUCGAGUCGGCGGCGGACAUACUGGAGCCGUACACGGCCCCCUCCGAGCAACUGACGGAGGUCACCAACCGCGCCCUCAAGGCCUACUCGAACGCGCUGCGCGGUGGCAGUCUGAUCGAGUUCCUGGCGCUGCGUCCGGCGCACGCCGUGCCCCUCCAACUGGCCGUGACGGCCCACCUGCGCCGAGACGCCGCCAGCCUGAACGCCGUCAUCACCCACGCCGGAGAGAAGACCUGCACACCGCAGUUCAUCGCGAUGCCGACCAUCGCUAGCAUUGCAGCGUGCAGUAUGACCGACGUUUGGAAGAUACCGGACGAAUGGUUAGUGCGCCUGCACCAGGUCCGUCGCGUGCUGCUGUCGACGCCUCGGCCGCACCUGCUGGAUUCGACUCUGGUGCAGCUGGACUAUCAGCUGGACUGCGCCGCUGAGCAGCUGCCCGAUCUGCCCACCUUUGAUGGACCGGAGGACAUGAGCGGCGCGGGAAUGUUUACCACCGGUCUGGAGGUGAACUCGAUGAAAUUCGCCGACCACAUGGUGGAGCUGACGGAGCACGUGCUCAAUUACCACGCGGCAAUGAAGACGGCCUUCUACCUGAGCCACAAUGGUCAUGUUUUCCCCGAUCGACGAUUCUUCGUGAAACCAUCGAAUCCGGCGUCGGCCUCCAAACCCGAGCCAGUGUUUCCCUAUGGCAAGUGGCCACCAUACGGCACAGACUCCGAGCCGACAGUGCUAACCGACGGCAACUCGAAGACAACGCCAGAAACCGACAAAGACGCCAAGGGCGACGGGAGUCCGGCGUCCAGCAUAUCCACCCAGAUUGGCGGCAUCCCGGCGGCGAGCAGGGCCACUUCUCAGGACGGUACCCAGAGCGAGGUCAUGAAGUGGGCGGCGGCGAAUAUUGUGAAGGUGCGGCGGGGUGCCAGCCGCUCGGGUGGUCCGGCCGCCGGUGGCGCCUCCGGCCCGCCCAUGGAGACUGUACAGGGGAAGCCGGCCGACCCGGCAGUGACGGCCAUGGAGCGUCUGAGCCGCGAGCUGGAGAACCUGCUGCUCUCUGCCGACCACCUCAGGGAUAUACCGGAGGAGCCGCUGGAGCCGGCGCAGCUGGAGCGGGUGGGCCGGCGCGCCGGCCGGCUGUCGGACGGCGUCCAGCAGCUGCCAGAGGGACCGCUGCGGGACGCCGCCCUACAGCUGGUGAGCUGUGUGCAGGGAGCCGUGGCACCGCCGCCCGCCAGCAAACGCUCCAGGAAACGAGCCGCCAAAAAGGCCAGGCCCAUCGCCGGUUCGGACAUGUCGGUGGUGGAGACCUGCCUGGCCAAGCUGACCUCUGUCCUCACCGAGCGCGGAGUGCCCGUGGCCGAGUCCCCCACACCCGAGUCGAGCUCCGACUCCGAGGAGCCGGACGAGGCAGACGCGGCGGCGCUGCGCUCGUGCAGCUUCUGCGAGCGCCGGGAGCGGACGCCCGGCGCGUUCGAGCUGUGCUCUCUCUGUGUGGCUGAUGAGGUGUCCAGCCCGCGCGCCUACUGCGGCAAGGCGUGUCAGACCGACGACUGGGAGGUCGGUCACUGGGAGGAUCACAACUGAAAGGAGAGGAGAGAAGUAGAGAGCGGUGACUGACAGGGAGGACCGCAACUGAGAGAGGAGGGGAGUAGAGAGAAGGAGAUCGCGAUUGGGAUGACCACAACUGAGAACUUAGAGAGAAGAUGAGAAAGAGAGCGACUGGGAGGGCCACUAUUGAGAGGAGAGAGGGGAGGGAGUGGCGGACGGCUGGGAGUACCACAGCUGAAAGAGGAAAGGAGGAGCGAGGGCGACUGGGAGGGCCACAACUGGGAGAGAGGAGCAGAGCCCGGGUCAGUGGGAGGAUCACAACUGAGAAUAGAGAGGAGAGAGCGGUGGGCGAUGCGGUGCUUGGACCAAGAGGAUCACGACCGGCUGUAACUAUAGUGGGACUACAGCUCAUUGGAGGCUGGAUGAAGCCUGGAUCGAUAGUCGUGCCUUGGGUCUCUGUUGUGAAGGCGGUUGACAUCGGGUGAAAAGAAGAGGUCCUGUCAUUGGUUUAAUCUGACAAAUUGUGAGACGUCGCUGAUCAGCGCCAUUGUUUUCGUCCUCAGUGUCAUCGUUUUCCGGCAUUGAUUAUUUUGUUUCCUUAAAAGAGGAAGGUUGGUUUCCCUGCUUCGUUUCCGUUCCAGCUCUUUUGUAAGAAGUUCAUAGCGUUUUUGGUUGGAGUUUCGGUACAUGUGUUGCUGGGCGUAUCUUUAACUUUCAAUGUGCUCCAAUGCGGAUGUGCAUAUAAAUUCCGUUGCUUAUCUCGGGUGUCAUAUUUCUGUUCAGAUGGAUAUCUGGAGGUCAGUCCUGUAUGUCUGAAUAAGUCAGAUUGUUUUGCAUUGAAGUUUGUAGCCAACGAAUGCAGUCAUCGCGUGAAAUGCCUACUUCUCAGCAACCUGUUUUGCUUCUUGUUGUCAUAUCGAUGAAUAACCACACAUAUUCCGUUCCAUUUCUUCUAUGCAUUCCACUAAACGGUUAGUUAGCGCCAUUGGAGACGGGUUAACACUUAACACUAAUGCUGCCUGCUGGAAUUGAGACUGUGAUUGUGCUGUUUGCUGUGGUGUGCGGCCUUUCUUGUCCAGUUAGUGAAGAAAGUGUUAAGAACUAUUAGGGAGUGGACUGUGCCGACGGGCAAUGGAAGCUGUGAGCGGCGACGCCAUACCGUUCUGUGAUCAAAGAGCUCGAAAACGCGCCUGGUCCAAUGGAUCAGGCGGUAGUUUUACCUGUUGUGGAGUUUGCAGUGUUAUCCAAUCACUUAUGAGUCAAGAAUACACUUUUUAGAAAACGCC